This is a messenger RNA of Gloeophyllum trabeum ATCC 11539, 792 nucleotides long. RefSeq lists its product as uncharacterized. The annotation marks the transcript as partial. NCBI's taxonomy places the organism in Eukaryota, Fungi, Basidiomycota, Agaricomycetes, Gloeophyllales, Gloeophyllaceae. The transcript is spliced from 5 exons. The record is from RefSeq and is a predicted model, not a curated record.
GCAAUUUGGCACCCAUCGAUGUACGGCUUCAAUGUCACAGAGAAGACGUUCUCAUACGAUAACCGCCCCGUCGUGCCGUUGUACAACAUGCCUUUCAAGCAAUGGUGGUUUCACAGCCACCUUGACUAUCCCCCACACCCGUCGGACGUCUAUCAGCUGCAGCCAGGCCGCCCCGCGACGCUCGAGAUCGCGUGCAACAAGCAGUCCACGUCCUAUUUUGCUUCUUCGGGAUAUAGCAACCACCAGUCGGGAGACAAUCCCUGCCCGGGGUCUCCCCCUAAGCAGUAUCAUGCGCAGAACAUCUCGGACACUAAAGGAUGCGCGCUGGCAAUCGCGUACAAGAGCGACGUGAACGAUAUACAGCCGGAGGACUUUGCGGUGUUCAGCGUCAAUCACACCUGCGUCUGGCACCGCUUCACCGAGUUUCUUGUCCCGGCGCGGAUGCCGCCAUGUCCACUCGGAGGCUGCCAUUGUGCGUUUUUCUGGAUACAUUCUCCCGAUGCAGGCGACGAGCAAAUGUACAUGAACGGGUUCAAAUGCAACGUCGUUGACCCCUUGUCCACCGUCCCCAUCGCAAAAUCCAAAGUCGCUAGGCGCUGCGGCGCGGACCCGCAGAAUGGCAAGCCCCAUGCCGACCCCUCCAACUGCACGUACGGAGCGAAGCAGCCGCUGUACUGGCUCCAGAAGGAGCGGAACAACAUGCACGAGGGCUAUUACUCCCCGCCGUUCUACAACGACCUGUAUAACUUCAAAGAGGGCGCGCAGGACGAUAUUUUCGAGGACUCGUACAGC